Molecule: messenger RNA, 1002 nt
Organism: Hansenula ciferrii
Lineage: Eukaryota; Fungi; Ascomycota; Saccharomycetes; Phaffomycetales; Wickerhamomycetaceae
Gene: MDH1
Product: malate dehydrogenase MDH1
Exons: 1
Coding region: 1-1002 (333 amino acids)
Biological process (GO): tricarboxylic acid cycle; malate metabolic process
Cellular component (GO): mitochondrion; cytoplasm
Molecular function (GO): L-malate dehydrogenase (NAD+) activity
Source: RefSeq, a predicted model, not a curated record
AUGUUCUCUAGAAUCGCAAAAAGAUCCUUCUCUUCAUCCGCUGCUCAAAACUAUAAAGUCUCUGUUCUUGGUGCUGGUGGUGGUAUCGGCCAACCUUUAUCCCUUUUAUUAAAAUUAAACCAUAGAGUUACUAAAUUAGCUUUAUAUGAUUUAAAAGGUGCUCCAGGUGUUGCCGCUGAUAUUUCUCAUAUUCCAACUGAUUCAAAAGUUGAAGGUUUCACUCCAGAAAAUGAUGGUUUAAAAAAUGCUUUAACUGGUACUGAUGUUGUCUUAAUCCCAGCUGGUGUUCCAAGAAAACCUGGUAUGACUAGAGAUGAUUUAUUCAAUAUCAAUGCUUCAAUUGUUAGAGAUUUAGCUUCAGCUGUUGCUGAACAUGCUCCAAAUGCUAAUGUCUUAGUUAUCUCAAACCCAGUUAACUCAACUGUUCCAAUUGUUCGUGAAGUUUUCAAACAAAAAAAUGUUUACAACAAGAAUAGAUUAUUUGGUGUUACUACAUUAGAUGUCUUGAGAGCUUCAAGAUUCCUUUCAGAAGUUGUUGGUACUAACCCAGCUAAUGAAAGAGUUUCAGUUGUUGGUGGUCAUUCAGGUAUCACAAUUGUUCCAUUAUUAUCUCAAACUACUCAUAAAGAUUUAAAAGAAGAUGUUAGAGAUGCUUUAAUCCAUAGAAUUCAAUUUGGUGGUGAUGAAGUUGUUAAAGCUAAAGAUGGUGCUGGUUCCGCCACUUUAUCAAUGGCUCAAGCUGGUGCAAGAUUUGCAGGUGCUGUUUUAAAAGGUUUAGAUGGUGAGAAAGAUAUUAUUGAACCAACUUUUGUUGAAAAUCCAAUUUUCCAAAAUGAAGGUAUUGAUUUCUUUGCAACUGAAGUUACUUUAGGUCCAGAAGGUGUUUCAAAAAUUCAUGGUUUAGGUGAAAUUUCAUCUCAUGAAGAAGAAUUAAUUUCAAAAGCUAAAGAAGCUUUAGUUAAAAACAUUGCUAAAGGUCAAACUUUUGUUACUGAAAAAUAA